Molecule: messenger RNA, 1115 nt
Organism: Aspergillus uvarum CBS 121591
Lineage: Eukaryota; Fungi; Ascomycota; Eurotiomycetes; Eurotiales; Aspergillaceae
Exons: 1
Coding region: 112-957 (281 amino acids)
Biological process (GO): spindle assembly
Cellular component (GO): cytosol; HAUS complex
Source: RefSeq, a predicted model, not a curated record
CAUGGAUGCAUUAAUCGUUGGCUUUGCGUCAUUCUUCUCUGUUUUCAAACCAUACGAGGCCUUUUCUACAUAGACUCUUCCUUGUUACUCUUAUCAAGUGCCAUACUCUCCAUGGAAAGUCCUCUUUUCUCCCCCGCCAAGGCACGUCAAGCUGCCAUCGAAGCCAAGGAUUGGGCCUAUGUGAACGCCUGGCUGAGCCGGCACUACGCGCCUAACCCAAUCCCUAAGUUUGAACGGAAUGAAGACACAUUACGGACCUUACUUGCCCUGGCUGCCGCCAAUGAUACGGCGGAUGAAGAGGCAAUGAUAUUGCAUGAAGCACGCGAGCAAGCUGUCCAGGCCUUCAAGUCUCAGGAGCAAAGCGAGGAGACCAAGAAAUUCGAAAUUCUGGAUGAGAUAGAGCUCUCGCUUGAUGAGAGCGGCAGACAGAGUCUUGACGAUCUGGCGGAAACAACUGCAGUUCUUGGAGCAUUGAGCACCGACGCAGUAGACCUCGGUCAGUCUAUCAUUGACCUCACAACGGAGGAGUUCAACGUGCAGGAGCAAAUGUCUAAAGUGGACGCACUACAAAACUAUCUGGAAAGGGAGCUGGCUACGUUGCGGGCGCAAUUGGAUGACUUCCAAAAUAAUGAAGCUUUUCAGACGCCUGCUGAUCUCCCAGCAUCAACGGCCGAGUGGACACGGAAUACCAAGUCGCUCAGUGCGAAAGCGAGUGAGUAUCGAGACAAGAUCAGUUCUCUUUCAAGAAACAGAGGCAAGGAACUUCGUCUGGAAGAUGUCAUGGCAAAAGAGGCGGAUGUGAUAAAGGUUUUUGAGACAGUCCAGAAUUUGGAUACUAUGAUAAGUAUGCUCCAUAAUCUUCCCGGCGAUCUUCCUGGAGCUCGAGCAAAAUGCAAAGAGCUAGAAAGGGUGCUCCAGACACUCGUUCGUGAACGAGAUGCAAUAGCUGGCAGGUAAACGAGAUUGAGGAUACUUUUUUUCAAACUACGAAGGAUACCAAAAUUCGGUUAAAUGUUGUAUUAAACCUAGUGAGAGUAGUACAAUCAAAGGCUUGGUAUCGUCAACUCAUGAAAAUCAUCAUAAGAACAAUCUGCCCGCAGCCGCCAGUGUUCCUC